AUGCCGGAAGAGCAGAACAACGGAUCCGUGCCUCCAGCGCCAUCCCCGCAUACGGAGGUCAAAGAUGCCCCUGCUCCUUUCGAUGACCGCGACGCCGAUGUCAUCCUCCGCUCGUGUGAUCUCGUAGACUUUCGCGUCUUCAAACUCGUCCUAUCCCUCGCCUCUCCUGUCUUCAAAUCCAUGUUCACCCUGCCACAAUCCCUGAGCUCUUCCCAAUCCACCGUGGCCGAUGAUGACGAUCAUAGAGAUGGUAUCCCUAUCGUUCGUCUCUCAGAGGAUGCGCGCACCUUGGAGGAUGUCUUACGCUCGUUUUAUCCGGUCUCCGUUCCAUGCGUUGAUAGCAUGGAAGGAAUUGCACGCGUCCUCGCCGUUGCAGAGAAAUACGAAAUUGAUACGUUCCGUAGGAGGGCACGCGAGAUGUUGUUGAACCGUGUCGACGAAGAUCCCGUCUCUGCAUAUACGAUUGCCGUUCGGUUCCAAAUAGAGGCAAUAGUCGCGAAAGCCGCCAUAGCCUUCCUUACGAUCCAUCACACGACUAUCAUGAAAUGCUCCUCGCCCUUACUCUCCCUCAUCACCGCUGAGCAAUUCCGACGUCUUCUCUCGUUUCAUCAUCAUGCUGGCAAAGUAGCUAGCGCAAUGCCUUUCUCAAAGCACUGGUUGAACACCCUCCCAUCUUCUAUGAUGAGUACCAUUUAUGCGUGCAGCCGUUGUCAAGAAAAACGAUCUGUGACAGCUGCCGGUGGAGACGAGACUAUAGUGUUUUACGCACCUGGCUACGUAUGGGAGUACCUCACUCGUGCAGCUUUCGAGUUGAAGGAUUGGCCAUGCGCGGGAUCGGCGUCAACCGCGAGUGUCGUCAAGGGUAUCGUGGAUUCUGGAUCAUGCUAUUCAUGUGGGCGAGACAGGACUGGUUGGAUGGCGGUGGUGCGUCAAAGUCUUGCCGAUGCGAUCAACGAAGCUGUUGCAGCGCUGAAACCAUCUGACUAUGGGAUGGAAGGAUAA
Messenger RNA from Stereum hirsutum FP-91666 SS1, 1002 nucleotides. RefSeq lists its product as uncharacterized. Gene Ontology annotation, molecular function: protein binding. The coding region runs from base 1 to 1002 and encodes 333 amino acids. The transcript is spliced from 2 exons. NCBI's taxonomy places the organism in Eukaryota, Fungi, Basidiomycota, Agaricomycetes, Russulales, Stereaceae. The record is from RefSeq and is a predicted model, not a curated record.